AUGAAGUACAUCACCUCCGCCCUCGCAUUCGCUACUGCCGUUGCAGCUCACGGCUAUGUCAACAACGCUACCAUCGGUGGCAAGGAAUACGUCUUCUACCAGCCUUACCAGGACCCUUACAUGACCGACGUGAAGCGUAUCUCGCGGCCCAUCCAGGGCAACGGACCUGUUGAGGACGUUGCCAUCUCUGAUAUCCAAUGCGGUGGUUACGCUGCUGGUGGCAUCAAUGGCUCCAAGCCUGCUGCUCUACAUGCUGAGGCGACCGCUGGCUCUGAUGUUGAGCUCUUCUGGACGCUAUGGCCUGAGAGCCAUAUGGGUCCUACCAUCACAUACAUGGCCAAGUGCCCCGACACUGGAUGUAACGACUGGAUGCCCGAGUCUGCUGCUGUCUGGUUCAAGGUCCAGGAAGAUGGCCGCCAAGGCACUUCAGAUGUCUGGGGCUCCGACGCUCUCCAGGUCCCUGGCGGUUCCGUCACCUACACUAUCCCCAAGUGCAUUGCCCCUGGCUACUACCUCGUUCGCCACGAAAUUGUUGCGCUACAUGCCGCGUACCAGUACCCUGGUGCCCAAUUCUACCCUGGUUGCCAUCAGCUCAAGGUCACUGGUGGUGGAAGCACAAAGCCCAGCGGUCUCGUUUCCUUCCCCGGCGCCUACAAGGGCUCUGACGCUGGCAUCACUUACGAUGCCUACAAGGCCUCCACCUAUACCAUCCCUGGCCCAAAGAAGUUCACCUGCUAA
Messenger RNA from Alternaria burnsii, 738 nucleotides. Its product is annotated as glycoside hydrolase family 61 protein. Lineage: Eukaryota; Fungi; Ascomycota; Dothideomycetes; Pleosporales; Pleosporaceae. The transcript has 2 exons. Bases 1 to 738 code for a protein of 245 amino acids. The record is from RefSeq and is a predicted model, not a curated record.